Molecule: messenger RNA, 270 nt
Organism: Linum tenue
Lineage: Eukaryota; Viridiplantae; Streptophyta; Magnoliopsida; Malpighiales; Linaceae
Source: the annotation of a GenBank genome assembly
ACCAGGUUUAAGCUCCCUCAAACCGUAAGCUACAGUGAGGAAGAUGUGAAGCUUGCUCACUAUAUCUUUGCUGAAGAUCUUCCACCUGACGAACCCUUGGUCCAAACUAUGAUGGAUGUUUAUAGCCGGAAGACAUUGUGGAGCUUAUGCCCUGACUCAUGUGUCCAUGCCGAUGUAAUUACAGCAUUAGCUUGCCACUUGACCCUUGACGAACUUUGGAGGGAUGCUGAUCGUGGAAAACGGGUGUGCUUUCUGCCUACAGAAUUCCAG